Silurus meridionalis is the source of this 1500-nucleotide messenger RNA. It is a transcript of the gene rnaseh2a, whose product is annotated as ribonuclease H2, subunit A. Gene Ontology annotation, cellular component: ribonuclease H2 complex. Lineage: Eukaryota; Metazoa; Chordata; Actinopteri; Siluriformes; Siluridae. The record is from RefSeq and is a predicted model, not a curated record. Gene Ontology annotation, biological process: mismatch repair; DNA replication, removal of RNA primer. Gene Ontology annotation, molecular function: RNA-DNA hybrid ribonuclease activity; RNA binding. Bases 431 to 1351 code for a protein of 306 amino acids. The transcript has 8 exons.
AGCGCGCUUCCCUGCCUUCCUUCAAGGCUGUAGCAGAAAGGACCUAGUCUGUCAGAUUAGCUUUAUAUUUCGUUUAUUCUUUUUAUUUUAUACCUUUUUGACAAACGAGUGAUAAACCACUGCAGAUAUAUAAGUGCAUGUAGAGUAUUUUUUGGGGGGCGUUAAUUUAAUGCUUUUUUUUUUUUUUAACGCUUCGCAGGUCUAUAGUUAGCAAGAGCACUUCAAGAAGGCUGUAUCUCUAAUAGGUCCUGAUUGGGCCGCUAGUGCACUAGAUAGGGCGCGGACGCCAUUUAUAGGGCGCUUACAUAGGGAACGUGCAGCGAUUUGGAAUUCGGCCUGGCUUUAUUUUUUUGCUAGGACGUGAACAGUUAGAUUUGAGCUCCCGUUCGUGUCAGAUAUCAGAUCUAGAUCAGAUUUUGGAGCCCCAGUCAUGGAUUUGAAGGACUUUGAGGCGGAUAAUUCGGUCAGUUGUAGGUUGUCCUCUCCUGUCCCUGACCUGUGCAGGACUGAAGACUGCUGUCUGGGUAUUGAUGAGGCAGGAAGAGGUCCAGUUCUGGGUCCUAUGGUGUAUGGAAUCUGUUUCUGUCCUGUAUCCAAAAAGGAGGAUUUGAAGAACCUGAAAGUCGCAGACUCGAAGACGCUGAGCGAGGCAGAAAGAGAGAGUCUGUUUCUGAAGCUGGACAAGGCAAAGAGCUAUGUGGGCUGGGCUCUUCAGAUUCUCUCACCCAAUACCAUCUCAACCAGCAUGUUACAGAGGGCGAAGUACAAUUUAAACGCUUUGUCUCACGAUGCCGCUAUCGGACUGGUGCAGUACGCGCUGGACUGCGGAGUGCAGCUCAAAGAGGUGUUCGUGGACACCGUAGGCCCGGCGCAGAAGUACGAGGAGAAGCUGUCUCAGCGUUUUCCCGGGGUGCAGGUGACCGUACGGCCCAAAGCCGACUCGCUCUUUCCCAUCGUCAGUGCCGCCAGCAUUUGCGCUAAGGUGGCUCGAGAUCAUGCAGUGAAAGACUGGAAGUUUGCAGAAGAUCUAGGGGACGUGAAUAACGAUUACGGCUCUGGAUACCCUAACGACCCGAAGACUAAGAGCUGGCUGCUGAAGUAUUUGGACCCAGUAUUCGGUUAUCCACAGUUUGUACGUUUCAGCUGGAGCACAGCACAGACUCUACUCGACAGCAAAGCGGUCCCGGUGCACUGGGACGAUGACGAGGACGGAGAGAAAGCAGCAGCUCGACAGAACAACACGUCCGUGCUGUCGUACUUCAGCCGCAGCAAACCCGCCAUCGACACACACACACGAGACCACCACCGCUUCUUCACCGAGCGCAGAUUACAGAGCAUCGACACACUCUAAACACACACAUACACACAGAUUCGUAAUGCGCGCACACACACACACACAAAUUGUCGACUGUAAAGCAACUCUGUGAAGGUUUUCUUUAACAAAUUGUUGUAUUUUUAUAGCAAUUUUCAUUUUCAAGCAAUAAAAUGUGGAUUUUUUUA